Messenger RNA from Trypanosoma brucei brucei TREU927, 1647 nucleotides. RefSeq lists its product as hypothetical. The coding region runs from base 1 to 1647 and encodes 548 amino acids. The record is from RefSeq and is a predicted model, not a curated record. Lineage: Eukaryota; Euglenozoa; Kinetoplastea; Trypanosomatida; Trypanosomatidae. The transcript has a single exon.
AUGGAAAGCACCAUCAUGUCUAUCGAGACGGUGUGCAUCAGUUUAUACCAAUGCUCCCCAUCGCUCACGACGUGUGAAGAAAAAACAAGAAAGGAGGAAGGGGAAAGGGAAGAGGAAGUGGAAGUGGAGAUAUCUGUCCCUCAUUUAUGUGGUCACUCUUUCCGAAUUGAAAAGAAGGAUCAUCGUGGUGAUGUUCUCAUACCCUUUAAAAAAGGAUGUACGACUUAUAGGGAGUUGGCUACAGGCCUCGCGUUCCGGCUGAAUCAGUACUUUGUUGUUCACCCCUCCGACUCACGGCAACCCCAUCGGCCGGUGAGUGGAUUACAUAGCCGUGCCUCAUCAUACGGGCGUGUUGGUGCCGGUGGUAGGAACUGUGGAUGUUGUUUUCGGGGUGGGUACUUUUGUGUUUUGUGUGGUGGAGAGGAAACCAGCGAUGGCACAGUGCCUGGUGCGUCAACGACUGCGGAAGCCCAAGAAAUAAUGGAACAAUACCCGCAGGUUGUGAUCCGUCACUUUUUGAGGGUUUCUCAACCUGGAGGAAACGGUGAUGCCCUUAGUUAUGAGGUGGUGGGGGAUGAUUGGAAGGUGGAGGAAAGGCAUAUCUGCUGCUUUUUCUCCCUUGUUAGCACGAAAGGAGUUGGGGUGAAACGACCGGUUCGUACUGUUGAUGGCCGUACCAUCCGGCCGAAGGUUGGAAACGAUCACCUGGAGAAAUACGAUGGGGAGUGUUCAUUGGCAAGGAGUGAGAAACAUGUUGAGGAGACCGGUUAUAUUGAAGUGAAAGCGGGUGAUCGCCUGUUGCGUAUCGCGUACACCGAUAACCUUCUCUUCGAAGAUGUGGUAGAUCGGUUGAGGAGGCGAAACCUACAUGUGCAGCGCCUCUUUGAUGGGUUAACUGGUGCGAGCAUUUUGCCGUGUGAGCUAGUAAGGCACUUCAAAGGGCGAUUAAGGGCGCUCUGCGCGACCGUUGCAUCCCUGUUUUCCGGGUUACCUGUGACACAAGGCGUCAGUGAGGGGGCGAAGCGCCGACGCGAGUGGAGCGAUGGUUUAGAUGUGGGAACAAUUAUUAGCGUAUCGGAAGAGAGAUUUUAUGAGGGCAGCGGCGGGAAGGUUUUGUUGAGUAGUACCUCACCUGAGUGCGAGACGUUGGUGUACGAUGAGGCGGACGGUAGCGGUUUGUGGACCGCGCAACAAUUACGGCAACAAACUGUGUUCGAAAUAUCGGAUGACAGCAGCACAGCUCACUCACUACCGGAUCCGCCACAAUCCCGCGGUUCCACUCGUAGUUCCGCUGCGUCAGCAAAGUGUAGUGACGAUUUCUCAAGAACGCCCCACGUCGGAGACGACAUUCUUCCUUCGUUGCUUGCGGCUGAAAUCACCCUCACACAGAUGAAAAGAAGAUCUUCAGAGGCACAGGGCACCUCCACGGACACAUUAUUGACUCUGAGGGAUCAAGACGUCUUAGAUGAUAAAACAUCCACCUUGAGUUGUACGGGUGAGGAUAAUGAAACUGACGGUGAUGCUGAGUGCGAAGUUCCAUUGCCAACCAAUGAAGCUGAUUUCAUUACAGACUCUUUUAUCAUGGUUACUCAACAGACCCUUCCGGAAAUCUACUUCGAUAAUUCUGACGAAGAAGAAAAUGAAUAA